AUGGGGUUGGGGGAGCCCCACGACAGGGUGCGGGGCCCGUGGAGGUCGUGGCUGGCGUGGCCCCGUGCGAUUAUUGUUCGUGGCUGGUUGUUCCCUCUCCCUAGUCCCUUCCCGCGUGUUUUCAGUGGUGGCCUUGCUCAGUUGCCACUCCAGCGAUUUCCUGCAACAGAGGGGCAUUCUGUCCACGCAGGGUGCAGAAAUGGCCGAGUUGGGUGCGCUUGUGCUGGGAUUUGUGCCCCGUUGCCAGUUAUGGUCUUGCGGAUAAUGAUGGGAACAGAGUGUAUCAUGGCCACACUCAGCGGGGAUCCUGAACCCUCAAUUCCUCCUGGAUUCGGACCUUUCGUUGCCCUCGCAUUACAGGGCAUCCAAAACAAUGUCAAACCAGGUGAUGCUCAUUCUAGUUCUGCUCAAGCAGCGCAGUGCAUGGAGAAAGAUGUCGAAAUUCUGGAACAUGGUUCGGCACAUGGCCGGAGUAGCACUCCUGCUAGUACUUCUGGGACCCAUAGUUGCAGGAGGUCACUUCGUAACAGGCCUCCAAUAGACUAUAGCCAGUUCGACCUUAUCUCGGAUGAAGAAUCGGAUGUUGAAUCAGCAGAAAAGGGAGUGGGAUCAGUGAGACGCAGACGACAAUUACCGAAAGGAGUACUUCGGGGAUGUGCAGAAUGUGCUGAUUGUCAAAAGGUUGUUGCAAGAUGGAAUCCAUCUGGUGCAAGGAGGCCUGUUCUUGAGGAAGCUCCUGUUUUCUAUCCGUCCGAAGAGGAAUUCAAGGAUACCUUAAAAUACAUUGAGAGUAUACGGUCUAUGGCAGAACCAUAUGGAAUUUGUCGUAUUGUCCCACCACCUUCAUGGAAACCUCCAUGCCUUCUUAAAGGGAAGAACAUAUGGGAAUGCUCAAAAUUUUCUACUCGGGUCCAGAAGGUUGACAAGCUCCAAAACCGUAAAUCAUCCAAGAAGACCAGAAGAGGUGGGAUGAUGAAGAAGCGGAGAAAGCUUUUAGAGCUGGAAGAUAACAGUAACAUUAUUCACAAUCAAACUGGGAUGCAGCAAAACCAAGAGAGGUUUGGAUUUGAACCUGGACCUGAGUUCACACUUCGGACAUUUAAGAAGUACGCGGAUGACUUCAGUGAACAGUAUUUUAAGAAAGAAGUGUCUGGGGACUCAUUGCCAUCAGUCGAAGACAUUGAAGGCGAGUAUUGGCGCAUAGUCGAAAAGCCUACUGAAGAGAUAGAGGUAGUAUAUGGUGCCGAUUUGGAGACUGGAACUUUUGGUAGUGGCUUCCCAAAGUUUUCUCCCGAAGUAAAAUCUGAUGUUGAGCAUAAGUAUGCAGAGUCUGGUUGGAAUCUAAACAACUUGCCUAGACUACAAGGUUCGGUUCUAUCUUUUGAGGGUGGUGACAUCUCUGGUGUUUUGGUACCUUGGGUGUAUGUUGGAAUGUGCUUUUCAUCAUUCUGCUGGCAUGUUGAAGACCAUCAUUUGUACUCACUGAACUACAUGCAUUGGGGUGCUCCAAAGAUGUGGUAUGGAGUUCCAGGAAAGGAUGCUGUGAAUUUGGAGGCUGCAAUGAGGAAACAUCUACCUGACUUGUUUGAGGAACAACCUGAUUUGCUUCACAACCUGGUUACUCAAUUUUCACCAUCAUUGCUUAAAUCUGAAGGAGUACCAGUCUACCGAUGUGUUCAGCAUGAGGGAGAGUUUGUCCUAACAUUCCCACGGGCAUACCAUGCUGGUUUCAAUUGUGGCUUCAAUUGUGCAGAAGCUGUUAAUGUGGCACCGAUAGAUUGGUUACCAAUUGGACAGGAUGCGGUCGAGCUUUAUCGUAAGCAAGCUCGUAAAAUUACUGUUUCCCAUGAUAAGCUGUUGCUUGGGGCGGCAAGAGAAGCAACAAGAGCUCAGUGGGAUAUCCUGUUCCUCAAGAGAAAUACUGCUGAUAACUUGAGGUGGAAAAGCAUGUGUGGACUUGACAGCACCAUAUGCAAAUCGCUUAAGGCAAGAAUCGAUAUGGAGUUGGUGCAAAGACAAAAUAUAUGCUCUCCUUCUCAAUCUAGAAAAAUGGAUGCUGAAUUUGAUUCUACUGAAAGGGAGUGUGCAUUGUGCUAUUAUGAUCUGCAUCUUUCUGCUUCUGGCUGUUCAUGUUGCCCAGAGAAAUAUACUUGCCUUGUACAUGCAAGGCAGCUUUGUUCAUGUGACUGGGAUAAAAGAUUUUUCCUAUUCCGUUAUGAUGUCAAUGAGCUAAAUCUGCUAGCUGAUGCUUUAGGUGGUAAGUUAAGUGCAAUUCACAGAUGGGGUGUCGCUCAUCUUGGAUUAAGUUUGAGCUCAUGUGUCAAACGAGAAAAAGACCAAGAUUCAAAGACUCUUCGCAGAGUAACUGAUGGCCCCAGAAGGCCCUACAUGUCUCAGGCGUCAACAGUAUCAUUGGCACCUUCGUUGGUUUCCAAUGAACAGAACAACAAUGGAAAUAAGAUGCUGGACACAUCUAGUUUGGAAACGGAUACUUCUGGCCCUUUUUCCGAGCAAAUAAAAUCUGGAAAUGUUUCACUACAAAAGGAGACACACAUGAGGAAUGAGGUAUCGUGUACGCUAAACAACAGUGUCAGUCCUGAAGGCCACAAAGGCUCACAAAACUUUCCAGUUCCUUCUGGUCAGUCAUUUUCUUCCAAUUUUGUGACAAGGUCCUUAGGUACUUCAGGUGAAUCUAUGAAAAAUGCAUAUGGCUUGGCAGUAUUUGAAGGGAGUAGAGAAUCUUCUCGAUCUGGAGACUGUAUAUCUUCACUUGGUGUGCAUCAUAACAUACCACCAAUAAUGGUUGAUCAAGGAAGCAACAUGAAUCCUAGUAUGGAAAGCUCAAAUAAUUCACAUAGGUUGAUGGCAUCUAACACUAAUGCAACUCAGUGUCACUCUUACAACGACCAAAUGCACGUAACACCAGAGACUAGGGCUUGUGCUUCAUCAAGUCAGCCCUUUGUGAGAACUGUUUUAAGAGCACAAAGUGUAUCUCAGGAAGCAUCAGCUGGUGUCUUUGCUUCAAAGCCUCUCAUAAAUUCUUCACUUGUGAAAAAUACAUAUGGGGGUUUAAGUUCAUGUGGUGCCCAUCUUGGGCAUCCAAAUUUUGGUAACCAGCAACCAAGUGAUGGAUGCCUUCAAAGAAAAUCUGAAUCUUUAUGUGGUUCAGAAGCUAGGGGGCAUCCAGUUUCAGUGGUGCAACCUUCUCUAGAAAAUCAUAAUAGGAAUGGAGGUGCACACAAGGGCCCUCGGAUAGCCAACGUCGUGCAUCGAUUCAAGAGCUUAGUUGAACCUUUGGAAAUUGGUAUUGUGCUAUCUGGGAGGUUGUGGUCCUCAAGCCAAGCAAUCUUCCCAAAAGGGUUCAGGAGCAGAGUAAAAUACUUCAGCAUCGUGGAUCCAACACAAAUGGCAUACUACAUAUCUGAAAUAUUAGACGCCGGACCGCAGGGACCUCUAUUUAUGGUGACUCUGGAAAACUGUCCAGGUGAACUUUUUAUCAACGUCUCUCCUACCAAGUGCUGGAGCAUGGUCCGUGAGAGGCUGAAUAUGGAAAUACGGAGGCAACUCAGUAUGGGAAGAACUAAUCUUCCUGCACUACAGCCACCAGGAUCAGUUGAUGGUUUUGAAAUGUUUGGGUUGCUGUCACCGGCAAUAGUUCAGGCAAUCGAGGCACGGGACAGAGAUCACAUCUGGUCCCAUGUUGUCACUGAAGAUCGUGAUAGUCGGCCGAUGGCGCCAUCUCAGGCUCAGGGUCCACUGCAUGCACUGAGGGAGCUGUUCCAGCGAGCCAACCGCAAUGAGCUGCUAGCCCUACGGAGUCUACUGGUGAGCAACAGCAGUCUGGACGACUUCUCCAGGCGGCAGGCUGCCCAAAUCCUCGACGAGGAGAUGGCCAAGCAGUGGCGCUGA
Molecule: messenger RNA, 3909 nt
Organism: Miscanthus lutarioriparius
Lineage: Eukaryota; Viridiplantae; Streptophyta; Magnoliopsida; Poales; Poaceae
Source: the annotation of a GenBank genome assembly